Molecule: messenger RNA, 1864 nt
Organism: Bradysia coprophila
Lineage: Eukaryota; Metazoa; Arthropoda; Insecta; Diptera; Sciaridae
Source: RefSeq, a predicted model, not a curated record
GUGAGUUGUCGUAGAAAUCGUGCGCGGACGUGCUUUGGAUCAGCUCUUGAAAAUCAGUCUUUUUUCCGGUGAUUGUAACACUGAAGCGCUUGGAAUUCCUAACCAAAAUAUUUUGUAGGGUUCUUACUGUAAGGCACAGGAGUUGUAACUCAGUUGCAUCAGUAAGUAUUACAGAAUAUUAAAUCAAAGUGUAUUGCAAUUUUGUUUUCGGCCGCCAUACUGGAAACACGCAAAAUGUACCGAUCGGCCAAGUAUGCAUUCCCAACAAUCACAUAAAGAUAUACAAACGAGUCUUAGAAUACAUAAACAAGGCUACGCGCACAUAUGAAGGCUCUCAACGAGCUCAAUCGAUAUAACAUUGCUCUGCUCGAGCAAUUCAUCAAUGCUCUCGUCGAGCAUUAUCGAAAUAAAAUUUUUACUCUGCUCGAGUAAAUCAAACAAUCCAUUCCUUACAUGUAAAGGACAGACACCGGUAAACAAAUUGUGGCGCCCAAUCAAAAGUACGGGAAGUGAGCAGUAUAAAUCAACUCUCUGCAUAGUCAUCGCACCGAGCAACGUAUACACAAAUGUAUGUAAUGGUAUUAUACUGCGUCCUCCGAUAUUCAUACGAUCGCACACUAAUAAACGACCAAACUCGCUUAUCGACAGAUUGCCUCUUUCUCACUUUUAUCGAAACAAUCAAUUAACGAACAUCGUGGUCACAGAACAAAGUGCAGUAAAUCCGGAAACUUCUCGAAUAUUACACAAAUUCAAUUUUUUAUCCAGUUAUACAGUGCUACUAACCCGGUCAACAUCGCGAAAGAACGUUUUUCUUGGUUAUGUCAACCCAAGUCUUCGAUAAUCAAAGCGAAUCCGAAAUCGACGAUUACGAGGUCGACGAAGACGAGGUGUUAAAAUCGGACCCUGAAGACAACAAUAAUUCAGAUCUUAACAACACGGUCACUAAUUUCGGGAAACUGGUGGUAGAGAAGUACAUCGAAGUGAAUAACGAUCGCAACGCAAGCCUCAGUUCCACUACAGUAUUUACGUCGACUGGCAUUGAAAAGCCGAACAAUAAGCAGAUUGUAACGAAUAAGGAGCCCGACGGUAGUAUAAUCACCACUCCUGAACUAGUGUUGAAUCAAUCCAGUAAAACCGACUGCAAAAGAGGAAGAAGCGCGAACAAUACACCAUCCGAUUCGCCAAAUCCAGCCAAAAAACAUUGUCCGAUUAUCAACAUGCUUCCAUCCAUGGCUGAUGCCCUCAAAGCUGAUGGAGGUGGACACAUGGUGGACAUCGUAUCGCUCAAAGAUGGUCAUCCGCUAACUAAAGAUCAAACCGACCUCAUCAAGGAAAGAUUGACCACCGAGCUUUUUACUAGAGAUAACAUCUCAAAUAUCAAAAUCGAACCACCGUACUUCGAUGGUACUAAAUUGCGCGUUAUUUGCGCGAACGUUGACUCGAAAGAAUGGCUGCUAGACACAGUUGGCAAGCUCGAGAAAAAAAUCGAGGGUAUCGAAAUCGGUACCAAAGAAUUAGGCGUUCCGCCGAAGAUGAUUACUGUCACUAUCACAAUGCCAGUCAAAACAUACGAACCUCCGGUCCUAUUCAGUAUCAUAACAGCUCAGAAUUCUGUCGACACAACUUAUUGGCGCUACAUGUCGCGCACGAAAGCAACGAACGGCAGACAAACCUGGUUUAUUAGUGUAGAUGAAACGUCACUAAAGCAACUCAAAGAGUUGGGCUACCGCCCGUAUGUCGGGCUGGAUCGCAUCAAAUUCAGUGUGCAGAAUGGAAAUCAGAAAUGAAUUGCAGACAUUCGUUAUCGAAUUAUUGUUAGCCUUCAUAAGUAAAUCAUUAUUACCCGGCAAUAAAUGGCAGCAUA